This is a messenger RNA of Anneissia japonica, 614 nucleotides long. RefSeq lists its product as uncharacterized. NCBI's taxonomy places the organism in Eukaryota, Metazoa, Echinodermata, Crinoidea, Comatulida, Comatulidae. Bases 1 to 564 code for a protein of 187 amino acids. The record is from RefSeq and is a predicted model, not a curated record. The transcript has 5 exons.
AUGACAGGAAGAGCAGCAACUGCAGUAGGGGCAACGGCAUUAGCGAUAGUUAGCGAUAGUGCUGCAGCAGAAGCAAUUGCAGCACUUGGAUCUGCUGCUGGUGUAGCCGGAGGAGUAACAAAUAUUGGAGCAGAUAUUGUUGCAGAUAAAUUGGCUGUCAGAGCCGAAACAAAAUCUGAGCAAAUUUUAAUUAAUCAAGCUAAGAGCACAGAAGAUUUUAUGAAGCUACUGAACGAAUACAAGAAACACACAGAAAAUCAUCUAAAGACAGCUAAAAUGCUCGGUGACGUACAUGUGCGCUUUAGAAAGCUGCACGAAACCAGAGUGAGGGUAACUAUUGGCAUAGGUGAUUCGGUCGAAGAAGAACUCGGGUUUGUAAAAUCGUUUGUAAAAGAAACGAAGUUGAUUGCAGGGAGGAUAGAAACCAUUGUCAAGGUAGUUACCAUUGGGGGUGAAGUGAUAACCCGAGUCAUUCAUGGAACUGGAGCAACGGCGGCAACAAAAACGGAUCUCAGCCGUGGUUGCCGAAAAUCGCUGAUAAAAUAUCAUCAGUUGGCGCUUUAACUUGACUAUGAUGGUGAUGUGAUGAUGAUGAAUUGUACUGUAUAAAAGUG